AUGCGGAGCUGUUACAUCUGUGUCAUGAAAACGACGCCGGAACGGUCUCUGUUUCAUCACGAUGAGGAGCUCGGACUGAGCUCCUGUUGUCAGCUUGCAGAUACCGAGGCGCUGCCCAGCCUGAAGGAACUCCUGAGUGCCGUCCCGAACGCAGAGGAAAGGACCUGGGAUUUGCUAAGCUGGAUUUUGUCAUCUAAGACCUUCACGAUACAAAGCAUUAAGAAGCAGGAGUAUGAGAAGAUCCAGGAGCUCACUGGGAUGUCUGGUGCUGCUGUUCCUGCUCCGGACUUCCUCUUUGAGGUCGCAUAUUGUGAUCAAAUGAAUGCCAAGUUUGCUGAGACUAGGGGUGAGCAGGACCUCAUCUAUGCCUUCCAUGGCAGUCGCCUGGAGAACUUCCAUUCCAUUCUGCACAACGGCCUGCACUGCCAUCUGAACAGGACAUCGCUGUUUGGUGAAGGCACCUAUCUCACCAGUGACCUCAGCCUAGCUCUGCUCUACAGCCCACACAGCCUCGGUUGGCAGCGAAGCACCUUGGGCUCCAUCCUGAGCUGUGUUGCUGUCUGCGAGAUCAUCGACCACCCUGAUGUCAAGUGCCAGGUGAAGAAGAAAGAUUCAGAAGAAAUAGAUAGAAAAAGAGCAAGAGUGAAGAACAGUGAAGGUGGUGAUGUGCCACAGAAAUACUUUGUUGUCACAAACAAUCAGCUCCUCCGAGUUAAAUACUUGCUGGUAUAUUCACAGAAACAGCACAGGAGGCCUUCAGGUCAGUCCUCCUGGUUUUCCACCCACCGUUUUGCCAUAACAAUGAUGCUGUACCUCCUGCUGCUAAUCGUGAUUGGGGCCAGCAACUCACCAGCCUUCCUCUACUACUGGCACAGAAUGUUUCACUCAGAGGGAUGAAUUGCCCUCCAAGAUAAUAAACUGCUAUUUUCACUAUGUGCCUUAAUAACAAGGAGUCCACCAAGCUCUGCAUCUGUUUCAGAGCUCUGGAAAUAAAAAGAUGCUUGGCACUUUCCAGUUAUUAUUUCUGUAUUCCUGUGAUUCAUGAAGACACCCAGUACAGCUGAAAAGGAUCUUAAUGGUGCAGCUUAGCACGAACUGAUUCUUAAGGGUCCAUGGAGAAAGUUAUUUAAAAUUAAUGAAAACUAAGUGUGGAAAUA
Molecule: messenger RNA, 1157 nt
Organism: Meleagris gallopavo (turkey)
Lineage: Eukaryota; Metazoa; Chordata; Aves; Galliformes; Phasianidae
Source: RefSeq, a predicted model, not a curated record